UUCUCCAGUUUCCACUAGUUUCAUGCUUGUGUGGAUUUAUUAGUGAUGACACAUGGGAACACCUAUCUGGAAUUGAUAGCUGAGACGGCUAUGACUACGGACAGACAAAUUAUUUGGUGCCCAGCAGUAGUAUGUUAAAGCCAGCAAGCUAGAUUCUGCAGGCAGGAAAGUAAAGCUGGAUAAAGAAGCUUCGUGAACUGCUCUGUGAAAUUAGUCUGGUUGAGGAGAUUUUGGUAUCGGCACCAUGCCGGACAUACUUGGCCCUUUGGAGCACCAUGAAACCCAGCAUCCUUGCAGCGGCCAAACUUCCCCCACAGAUGGGUCAUCAAGCCCUCCUGUUUUCCCGACAUACAAGCGCUUGAUUGACCGCAUUAACAGCAGAGUCAAAUCAGGUGACAAAUUCUUCUCCCUGGAGUUUUUCCCACCUAGAACGGCGGGAGGAGCUGUCAACCUGAUCAGCAGGUUUGAGCGUAUGGCAGAGGGUCAGCCGUUAUUCUGUGACAUAACCUGGCACCCAGCGGGAAACCCGAGCUGUACGGAGAAACCCACCAGUUCCACAUGCAUGGCUGGCACCAUGCUCAACUAUUGCGGGCUGGAAACCAUGCUCCACAUGACAUGCUGUGGCCAAUCAAAAGACGAGAUCAGAGCCUGUCUGAAGAAAGCCAAACAGUUGGGAAUCAAAAAUAUUCUAGCGUUACGUGGAGAUCCCCCGGUCGGGGAGGAGGAAUGGACGCCCAGUGAGAAUGGCCUUAACUAUGCCUGCGACCUGGUCAGGCUAAUCCGAGAGGAGUAUGGGGACUACUUUGUCAUAGCUGUUGCAGGGUAUCCUUCAGGUCAUCCAGAUUGUGCAUCUUACCAUGAGGAUUUACACCACCUGAAGACAAAAGUGGAUGCAGGCGCGGAUUUCAUCAUCACACAACUCUUCUUUAAUGCAGAGACUUUCGUACGAUUUGCAAAAGACUGCAAAGAGAUUGGCAUCAACUGUCCUAUUUUACCUGGUAUCUUACCUAUUCAGGGCUAUCAGUCAUUGAGGCACAUUGUUAAGCUGUCAAAACUAGAAGUGCCACAGGAAAUACUCGAUGCCAUCAAUCCAAUCAAAGACAAUGAUGAAGCUGUACGAAAUUUUGGAAUUCAACAAGCUGUUAACCUGGCCAAAGGUGUGUUAAAUAGCGGCGUUGUGCACGGGUUACAUUUCUACACUCUCAACCGAGAAGUUGCCACAAUUCAGAUUCUAAAACAAAUUGGACUGUGGGCAGAAGAGCCAAUGAAGCCUUUGCCGUGGAAACCAACAGCCAAUUACAACAGGUGUAACGAAGAAGUCCGUCCUAUUUUCUGGAGUAAUCGUCCUAAGAGCUAUGUUUAUAGGACCUCUGACUGGGAUGACUUUCCAAAUGGCAGAUGGGGUAAUUCGUCAUCUGCGUCUUUUGGACAGCUUUCAGACUACUAUCUGUUUUACCUCAAAUCUCGAUCCUCAAAAGAGGACAUGUUAAAAAUGUGGGGAGAGGAACUGCUGUGUGAAGAAGACGUGUGGGAUGUCUUCCACAGGUUCAUCACUGGAGAACCUAACAGUAAUGGAGUUGUGGUCAAGCAGAUUCCUUGGGAUGAUGAUGGUCUUUCUCCAGAAACAGUGUUAAUUUCUGAGAAACUUGCUUCAUUGAACAAGCGGGGUGUCCUCACCAUUAACUCUCAACCAGCAGUGAACUGUGCACCAUCGAGCGACCCCAAUGUGGGAUGGGGCUCUGCAAAUGGCUAUGUGUUCCAAAAGGCAUAUUUGGAAUUCUUCACAGCCAAAGAAAACAUCCGGGUUCUGAAGGAAGUAUUACCUGAUUACCCUCAGGUCAACUAUCACAUUAUCAGCCACAGUGGUGAAGCAGAUUACACAAACUGUGACGACCUCCAGCCGAUUGCUGUUACAUGGGGUGUGUUCCCAGGGAAGGAAAUCAUCCAACCAACUGUUGUAGAUCCAAUAUCCUUCAAAUUCUGGAAGGAUGAAGCAUUUGGUUUGUGGAAGCAGCAGUGGGGGAAGCUGUACCCAGCCGACUCACCAUCUCAGGCCGUGAUUGAUUACAUACAUGAUAACUACUACCUGGUCAACCUAGUGGAUAAUGACUUCCCAAAAGAAACGUGUCUCUGGGAAAUCGUGGAAAAAAUGCUGCUGAAAAAGGAACGAUCCAAUUCGGCAGAAAACUGAAUUAGUGGAAACAGAAAAAAACUAAGGGUGCAAGAUGAAAAGAAGCAACGUUCAGGACUUACAUGUGAUGUGAGGAACUGAGAGUACAAAAUCUAAUGUUCUGUUCUGAGCAUAGACUUUAGUGCUAGGGGUAUGUGUAUGUUACAGUACCCUUUGGACACUUGCUAUACAGCUCCAUAAUUUUGGAGAAGAACUGACUUUAAGUCUCUUUGAAACUUGUUUACAUGGGAUUGCUCUAUAAUGCAUCUUCAAGAAAGCAUAUAAUGCUUUGUCUGGUCAAAGAUGUAAUUCGCACAAUUGAGGUUUUGGGACCAGUGCAAGUCAUUGGAGAAGUGGGUACUAAAAAUCUGGCAAGGAUUUAUUUUUCUCCCAUAUUUAGUCUCCAUACAUGUACAUAACUUGUUAAUUACCUGUUGUAUAUAAACAUGUACAUGUCUAUAACAUAUACAUUACGUGUAUAAU
This is a messenger RNA of Liolophura sinensis, 2653 nucleotides long. RefSeq names its product methylenetetrahydrofolate reductase (NADPH)-like. The coding region runs from base 245 to 2191 and encodes 648 amino acids. The transcript is spliced from 11 exons. Gene Ontology annotation, molecular function: FAD binding; methylenetetrahydrofolate reductase [NAD(P)H] activity. Gene Ontology annotation, cellular component: cytosol. The record is from RefSeq and is a predicted model, not a curated record. Lineage: Eukaryota; Metazoa; Mollusca; Polyplacophora; Chitonida; Chitonidae. Gene Ontology annotation, biological process: tetrahydrofolate interconversion.